AUGAGUAUCUCUGAAACGUAUAGUGUCCGGGUUUCAAGCGGCCUCCAUGAGGUGAAUGGUAUGCAUGUUGCGCAUAACUUAGACAAGAAUCUAGUUUUGACCCCUACCGAUGUCGGGGCUCUGAGCUUUUGUCUGCAAUGCAAAGCAAAUGAAACAUCUCUCAUUCUCAAGGACGACUCCAUGUCAGACUUUUUAUCUGUCAUCGGUCCAAGCGGCCGAGGGCCAUAUGAGUUGCAGACUUCGCCUGAAACUAGCCCGUUUGGCAUUGGUUCAAUGAUCUAUCAUGACUUUUCGGUGAAGGUUCUUGGUGAUGGGACUAGGAGCCAUGCUCUGGGAAUUGCCGGCGAGGACAUAAAUGAUGGACACUGGAUGGCGUGGAGAGACCCAGAAGGCAAUGGCGACUGGUCAGUAUAUUGGGUGACGCCUCUACCCUUCAACAUGGAUGAUUUGCCAGGAGCUGUCGCUAUCGAGUUACUUCUCGAUAACAAAGCCUAA
This is a messenger RNA of Fusarium fujikuroi IMI 58289, 495 nucleotides long. RefSeq lists its product as uncharacterized. The transcript has 2 exons. The coding region runs from base 1 to 495 and encodes 164 amino acids. The record is from RefSeq and is a predicted model, not a curated record. Lineage: Eukaryota; Fungi; Ascomycota; Sordariomycetes; Hypocreales; Nectriaceae.